Elephantulus edwardii (Cape elephant shrew) is the source of this 1518-nucleotide messenger RNA. It is a transcript of the gene HOXA13, whose product is annotated as homeobox A13. Gene Ontology annotation, biological process: regulation of transcription by RNA polymerase II. The record is from RefSeq and is a predicted model, not a curated record. The coding region runs from base 1 to 1518 and encodes 505 amino acids. The transcript has 9 exons. Gene Ontology annotation, molecular function: RNA polymerase II cis-regulatory region sequence-specific DNA binding; DNA-binding transcription factor activity, RNA polymerase II-specific. NCBI's taxonomy places the organism in Eukaryota, Metazoa, Chordata, Mammalia, Macroscelidea, Macroscelididae.
AUGCCGGUGGUGACGGCGUCGGCGGCGGCGGGGAGCCGGGGUCACCUUGUGAUCUGUCAUCCUCUCGCUGCAAUCGUCAUUACAGUACCGCUGGUGACGCCACUCGGCGAGCGCAAGUGGAUAAAUAGAAACGUCAGCCACAACGAAGAUGAAAGGGGACCCGCAGCUAAUGGCUCGGCAGCGAUGCGCCAGGUGGCCUUAAGCUUUUCGCAGCUCAGCUUCAUUGACCUUGAGAUGGCUCAGAAGAAAUCGCUGUCCUGUUCUCUGGGACUUCACUCACUACAGUUGCGGGGAGGCUACACCUCCCGGGGCCUGCGUCCUCUUCCUGGAGGGGGGCAAUGGACUCGGGCCCUGCUGGCUCCUCUCAUUGAAAUUCUGCAGACUUCAAAGGCCUGUGCGCCGCUUCCGUCGGGGCUGGGCCGGCCUGGGGGUGGGGCUUGCGGCUUUGGAGAUUUGGGGCUGGAGAAGUCCUCACCCCUCUGCGCUCGCCUUGAGGAGCACAAGGCUGGGCUGGAUGCUUCCAGGCUCUCCCAACACCUCCUGCUCAUCCCACCAGCCCCACAGCUGCACCCACCGCUGCACCUACAGCCCAACCUCCGGAAGGCCCCACUUGGGAGGCUGGAGCCCCCAGAGCAGCCCUUUAACUAUGGAGCUUUGCGGCCGCCCCGUCCUGUUCCUGCGUCUCUUUUCUACGCCUUCUCUCACUCGCCCCCUCUGCCUCUUGCCGUUGCGGUGACAAAGCGCCGCUCCCGAACUGCUAUCUUGAGAGCCGGCACCCAGGUGCGGAGUGUUCCGCGCAGCACCGACUCCAGGAAGCUUUGCCCCUGCUCGGCGGCGGCGCAGAGCUCGUCGGGGCCCGCGGCGCUGCCCUACGGCUACUUCGGCAGCGGCUACUACCCGUGCGCCCGCAUGGGCCCGCACCCCAACGCCAUCAAGUCGUGCGCGCAGCCCGCCUCGGCCGCCGCCUUCGCCGACAAGUACAUGGACACCGCCGGCCCCGCGGCCGAGGAGUUCAGCUCCCGCGCCAAGGAGUUCGCUUUCUACCACCAGGGCUACGCGGCUGGGCCCUAUCACCACCACCAGCCUGUGCCCGGCUACCUGGAUAUGCCGGUGGUACCGGGCCUCGGGGGCCCCGGCGAGUCGCGCCACGAGCCCCUGGGUCUUCCUAUGGAAAGCUACCAGCCCUGGGCGCUGCCCAACGGCUGGAACGGCCAAAUGUACUGCCCCAAAGAGCAGGCGCAGCCUCCCCAUCUCUGGAAGUCCACUCUGCCGGACGUCGUCUCGCACCCCUCAGAUGCCAGUUCCUACCGACGAGGGAGGAAGAAGCGUGUGCCUUACACCAAGGUGCAAUUAAAAGAACUUGAACGGGAAUAUGCUACCAACAAAUUCAUUACCAAGGACAAACGGAGGCGGAUAUCGGCCACAACGAAUCUGUCCGAGCGGCAAGUCACAAUCUGGUUCCAGAACAGAAGGGUCAAAGAGAAAAAAGUCAUCAACAAACUGAAGACCACUAGUUAA